Molecule: messenger RNA, 1250 nt
Organism: Sciurus carolinensis (gray squirrel)
Lineage: Eukaryota; Metazoa; Chordata; Mammalia; Rodentia; Sciuridae
Gene: Spata17
Product: spermatogenesis associated 17
Exons: 10
Coding region: 72-1250 (392 amino acids)
Biological process (GO): spindle organization; establishment of meiotic spindle localization; mitotic cell cycle
Cellular component (GO): spindle pole
Molecular function (GO): protein binding
Source: RefSeq, a predicted model, not a curated record
GGCCUGUGGUUUCGCCCGGUUGCCAGGGAGACCGAUGAUAACACCAGUUGCAAACCCCUGGCCCAGGGGCCAUGGCCACGUUAGCCCGGCUGCAGGCUCGGUCGUCGUUUGUAGGAAAACAGUACUACUAUAGGAACAGUGUUGUUGAUCAGUUUAGAAAAAAGGAGAAUGAUGCAGCUGUUAAAAUUCAGAGCUGGUUUCGAGGAUGUCGAGUUAGGGCAUAUAUCAGAUAUUUACACAGAAUAACAACAAUUAUUCAAAAAUGGUGGAGAAGUUACUUAGGGAAAAAAGAGUUUCGACAUGUUGUGGAGGUAGCACAUUAUACUAUGAAGAUGAAUCUCUACAAUGAAAUGGCUGUCAAGAUUCAGAGACGAUGGCGAGGCUAUAAGAUUCGGAAGUACUGCUUUAAUUAUUAUUAUUUGAAAGAGUACCUCAGAGCUAUUUCAGAGACCAAUGAUGCAAUUAGGGAGGCACUGGAGGAGUUUGCAGAGAUGAAAGAAAGAGAAGAGAAGAAGGCUAACCUCGAAAAGGAAGAGAAGCAAAGAGAUUACCAAGCCAGAAAGAUGCAUUACCUCCUCAGCACAAAGCAGAUUCCAGGUAUAUACAACUCACCAUUCAGACAAGCACCUGAUCCAUGGGAAUUGCGGUUACAGAAGGCAAAGCCAUUGAUACACCCAAGACCUAAAGUUAGGCAGGAGUGCUCUACUAGCCUUAGUGAUUGGCUAGCUUGUACAAGUGCCCGAUCUUUUCCACGGUCUGACAUUCUGCCACCUAUCAAUAAGAAGAAGUGUCAGGGGCCAUUCCGAGAUUUCAAUGAAGUAUUGGAACAACGCUACAAACCCUUGGAGCCAACAUUGAGAGUGGCAGAACCAAUCAAUGAGUUAAAACUGGCUAGAGAGGAGUUGAAAAGAGAGGAAUAUGCACAAAAUGUAAAUGACAAAAUGUUUUUUCCAUUUUCUUCUUACCAUAAAAAAGAAAAGUAUACCCCAUCAAUUCAUUCAUCAAGCAAGUAUGGCUCUGAUUCUUAUGGAGAAAAACAAUUCCGAAGUGAAAAUCCUAAAAAAUGGAUCUGUGACAAGUGGGAUGUGGAACACAUCAUAGAUUUAAUGUGGCACAUCGUUGUCUGCAGAAACUUGGGUGGGACUGUGACUGCUUGCCCAUUGCACCCGGUGAUUGAAUCUGCUGUCACCAGCAUCCUGAUAAUAAUGAACAUUCAGCUUAACGACCGUGAUUAUGAUUAUCAUAAUUGA